Molecule: messenger RNA, 3640 nt
Organism: Oreochromis aureus
Lineage: Eukaryota; Metazoa; Chordata; Actinopteri; Cichliformes; Cichlidae
Gene: gart
Product: phosphoribosylglycinamide formyltransferase
Exons: 23
Coding region: 198-3251 (1017 amino acids)
Biological process (GO): adenine biosynthetic process; 'de novo' IMP biosynthetic process
Cellular component (GO): cytosol
Molecular function (GO): ATP binding; phosphoribosylformylglycinamidine cyclo-ligase activity; phosphoribosylglycinamide formyltransferase activity
Source: RefSeq, a predicted model, not a curated record
CUACAAUUCCCAUGAUGCACUUGCCAGUUACAUCCCAAGGAAGUUGUAGAAUUCCCCAAAAAAGUGCCCCAGAUUAGUUUGUACAACACAUAAGUCAGUCAGCGGGCUGAGAGUAGAGGCUACACAUCUGACUGCUGUCCUGGACUGGGCUCCGGCUAAUUCCUGCUUCCCACAUACACUUAACACGCGCAGGUGUCAUGGCAGAGCGGGUGCUGGUGGUUGGCGGCGGUGGACGGGAACACGCGCUGGCGUGGAAGCUGGCCCAGUCGCCACAGGUCCAGCAGGUCCUGGUAGCCCCGGGUAAUGCGGGCACGGCCGGCUGUGGAAAAAUCAGCAAUUCGGAGGUAUCGGUGAGCAACCACACCAUCCUGGCUCAGUUCUGCAAGGAUCACCAUGUGGGGCUGGUUGUGGUCGGACCUGAAGUUCCGCUGGCAGCAGGUAUUGUGGAUGAUCUGACGGCCGCAGGAGUUCCAUGUUUCGGUCCUUCAGCCAAAGCAGCUCAGCUGGAGGCCAGUAAGAGCUUUUCCAAGGCCUUCAUGGAACGUCACGGCAUCCCCACAGCUCGCUACGGGUCCUUCACCGACCCCCAGAAGGCCUGUGACUACAUCCGCACGGCCGACUUUCCAGCUCUGGUGGUGAAGGCCAGCGGUCUGGCUGCAGGGAAGGGAGUGAUCGUGGCGCGAGAUCAGGACGAGGCCUGUCAGGCCGUGAUGGACAUUAUGAAGGACGGAGCCUUUGGAUCUGCGGGGGAGACGGUGGUGGUGGAGGAACUUCUGGAGGGAGAGGAAGUAUCUUGCCUGUGUUUCAGCGACGGCCACUCGGUGUCACAGAUGCCCCCUGCACAGGAUCACAAGCGGCUGCAGGACGGUGACCUGGGCCCAAACACAGGCGGCAUGGGAGCCUACUGUCCCACCCCUCAGGUGAGUCAGGAGCUGCUGCAGCAGAUCACAGAGACUGUUCUGCAGAAGACCGUGGAUGGGAUGCGCGAGGAGGGAACACCCUAUGUGGGUGUGCUGUACGCAGGCCUGAUGCUGACAGAGCAGGGCCCGAAGGUGCUAGAGUUCAACUGCCGCUUCGGAGACCCCGAAUGUCAGGUGCUGCUGCCGCUGUUGCAGAGCGACCUGUAUGAAGUGAUCAUGAACACCAUGAAUGGCAAACUGGCCUCCAACGCCCCCGUGUGGCACCAGGACAGCUCUGCAGUCACUGUGGUCAUGGCCAGCGGCGGUUACCCCGGCUCCUACAAGAAAGGAGUCGAAAUCACAGGGUUGUCCCUGGUUCAGGACAUGGGGCUGCAGAUUUUCCAUGCCGGUACAGCCUUGAAAGAAGGAGGCGUGGUCUCCAGCGGUGGGCGGGUCUUGACUGUCACGGCAGUGAGGUCGUCUCUGGAGCUGGCCCUGCAGGCAGCCAAUCAGGGGGUGGUGGCAGUUGGCUUCCCAGGCGCAGUGUACAGGCGCGACAUCGGUCACCGAGCCAUUGCUCACCUGAAACAGCACAGAGGUCUGACCUAUAAGGACAGCGGUGUGGACAUUGCUGCCGGAAACAGGCUGGUGGACAUGAUCAAACCCCUGGCCAAGGCAACUUCCCGUUCUGGAUGUAAUGCAGAACUCGGGGGCUUCGCUGGGCUCUUUGACCUGAAGGCGGCUGGAUUUGUGGACCCGAUCCUCGUAUCUGGAACAGACGGAGUUGGGACUAAGCUCAAGAUUGCCCAGGCGUGCAGGCAGCAUGGCAGCCUGGGUCAGGACCUGGUGGCCAUGUGUGUAAACGAUGUGCUGGCCCAGGGUGCUGAGCCACUCUUCUUCCUCGACUACUUCUCCUGUGGUAGCCUGGAUGUGGACGUGGCCGCCUCGGUGGUCGGAGGCAUCGCAAAGGCCUGCAAAACGGCCGGCUGCGCUCUGCUAGGUGGUGAGACGGCUGAAAUGCCGGGCGUCUAUCCUCCAGGAGAGUACGACCUGGCCGGGUUCUGUGUCGGUGCAGUGGAACGAGGAGCCCUGCUGCCCAGACUGGGGGAUAUCUCCGAGGGGGACCUGCUGGUCGGAGUGGCCUCCUCUGGGGUUCACAGCAACGGCUUCAGUCUUGUCCGCAAAGUCCUGGAGAAGGCGAAGCUCAGCUACAGUUCCCCUGCUCCGUUUGGCGAGUCAGGACAGACUAUUGGGGAGGUUCUGCUGACUCCAACGAAGAUCUACAGCCGCCUGCUCCUGCCGAUCCUGCGCAGCGGAGCUGUCAAAGCUUAUGCUCACAUCACAGGUGGGGGCCUCCUGGAGAACAUCACACGGGUGCUGCCACAGGAGCUGGCCGUGGAUUUGGAUGCCUCUCAGUGGACCAUCCCCCCCGUGUUCUCCUGGCUCCACAAGGAAGGAGGUCUGAGCGAGGAGGAGAUGGCCCGCACCUUCAACUGCGGCCUGGGAGCGGUGCUGGUGGUCGCCCCAGUGGACGCUCAGAGGGUCCUGAGCCAGCUUCAAGCCCACGAGGAGGCCUGGAUUGUCGGUUCGCUGGCCCACAAGCAGCCCGGGGCCGAACCUGUGGUGGUCCGCAACCUGAAAAACAGCCUACUCAAUGCGGGACAGGCAUCCAGCAAAGAGGUGGCAGUCGAGGCAAAUCAGGGUUGUCACGACAACAGCAUAGUACCACGCAAGAGGACAAAAGUAGGGGUUCUCAUCUCUGGCACAGGCACAAACCUGCAGGCCCUCAUAGAGCAGGCCAAGCGUCCAUGCAGCUCAGCUGAGAUUGUGGUGGUGAUUUCCAACAAACCGGGAGUUCAGGGCCUGAAAAGAGCAUCGCUGGCUGGUAUCCAGACCCGGGUGGUGGACCACAAACUAUUCGGCAGCCGCGCAGAGUUCGAUGGCACCAUUGAUCGCGUGCUGGAAGAAUUUGGGGUGGAGCUGGUGUGUCUGGCUGGGUUCAUGAGGAUCCUCACUGGAACUUUUGUCAAGAAAUGGAAUGGUAAGCUGCUGAACAUCCAUCCAUCUCUGCUGCCCUCGUUCAAGGGUGUGAAUGCCCAGAAACAGGCUCUGCAGGCUGGUGUGAGGGUCACCGGCUGCACGGUCCACUUUGUAGCAGAGGAGGUGGACGCAGGAGCCAUCAUCGUGCAGGAGGCGGUGCCCGUGCUGGGUAGCGACACAGAGGAGAGUCUCUCCGACAGAAUCAGAGAGGCCGAGCACCGAGCCUUCCCCGCAGCGCUGGAGCUGGUGGCGAGCGGCGCUGUGAGCCUUGGAGAGGAUGGACGCAUCAGCUGGAAGUCUCACUCAAGUUAAAAAUAAAUAAUAAUAAUAAUAAUAAUGUGCCGUUUACAGCAAUUCCAGUUUACUUCUGUUACACAAAAAUGGUUUUGGAGAAAUGGAGACACUAACACAGCAGAGUGAUGAGUAGAAAAAAGUUUACUUUUAUUUUGAACCUUCAGCUGACCUUUGAACACAUCAUGUGCUUUAGGGUCACUUAAAACUUUUGAACAAACCCAGAUAAGAAAUGACUGCAUUAACUACAUUCCACUUAUACCUUGUAGAUUUGCACUGGACUCUGCUGGAUCACUAAAUAACAGAUUUAGCAUGAUGAGCCUUCUUGUUAAAGUAUCUGAAUGCUUGAUUAUGAGGUUUUGAAUGUUGUCAUUGGUGACUUGAUAAUAAAAACUGGGAUUGAAUGCAAA